Messenger RNA from Lentinula edodes (shiitake mushroom), 1988 nucleotides. RefSeq lists its product as uncharacterized. The record is from RefSeq and is a predicted model, not a curated record. The transcript has 4 exons. Bases 226 to 1548 code for a protein of 440 amino acids. Lineage: Eukaryota; Fungi; Basidiomycota; Agaricomycetes; Agaricales; Omphalotaceae.
AGGUCUUGGGUAUGAAGAGUUACAUUCCGCAAGAGGAGACGUUCCUUGCUACUGUGGAUGUUGUGCUCGAGUGGGAGAGGAAGUUCGGGGACAAAGCUUAACCUGUUUCUUGUGUAUGUAAAGAUGUUAUCAGAAAUUAGAUUGUGAAAGUCGUUCGCCAGUUGUGUGUCGGAAAAUGCCGAACCAAUUUGCGCUCUCUUUUGUAAUACCUUUUCUCAGACUCUUAUGUCUACCCCUCCCAAAACUAGUAUUUCUGUGACCACUCAAACAAUUGAUCCUUAUACUCGGGCAUUGGUGGACCUAGUUCAACUCACCAGCCAUGAAUCCCAAGAGCUUGUCAAUGACAACCUCAUAACUAUGGUCGAAUGGGCAGCGAGAUUUGCAGCCUGCAGACUUCGUUACAAACACAUUGUCAAAAUCUAUGAAGAAAGCAGAAUUGCAAUCAGCGAACAGAAUCUUAAGCGUGCCCAAGAUGCCCUUCAAACGGGUGACCUUUUUGUCCUCUCUCGCUCUGAAGUUUCCUGGGAAGGCGAAUGGGUAGAUCCUCGGUGGAAACAGGCAGCGCAACAGCGUUUGGAGAUUGAAGAACAAAAGCGAAAGGAAGAAGAUCGCAGGAGAGUCGAGGAGGCUCACAUGCAUGCGUGGGCCAUUUACAACUUGGAAAAUAAGGAUCUAGAAUAUGAUUACUCUACCGAUCUUGAAGACGAUAACUCUCAGGACGGAUCAGCUGUCAAGUCUAGAUCCAGUACUUCGCCCUCAUCCUCGUUGGGUGGAACUUCACUCGAAAGGGCAUCUAAAAUUGUGGAUACCUCUGUCAAAGAAAGUCCAUCACAAAACCAAUCUAUCUCAAACAACUCAAUAUCUCAAUCCAAGGAUACGGUUCCAACGACGACAAUCUCAAAUGAAGCCCUUGAAGUUCGCAUCAUAGGAAACGCGGACGUAUCCGAUCCUUCUAUGGCAAUGGAGAAACGAAAGUCAUUGACUUGCGAUUACGAUGAAAAUGAUGAUGUUAGUGACAGGAAACGACCUCGAAUAGACAAUGACGAUGAAGCCCAGGACGGUUGUAAAAUUGCUGGUCCAAAGGUUUAUUUUGCGCCGUCCACGCCUGUGGCACACCCGUUGUUACCAUUCGACUACCGGGGGUUAUCAGAAGAAGCCCAGUUAGCUCUUAAAUUUAGACAUUUAAACCCAUUGAGCAGAGAUCAGGAUCAGGACAUCAUUAGCGUUCUUAAAUAUCAUUUUACGCCUGGGUCAAGCAUUCAAGCCACCGAAGCAUGGGUAAAAGAGGUAUCCCAGACUUUGCCUCCGUGUACCCACUGCUAUAAGGUUGGACGUGUCUGUGUCUGGUCUUCUGACCGAGCUAGUUGUGACCGUUGUUGGCAUGCGAGGAAAUGUAGCUUUGGUGACACAUUUCGAUGGCAUCGAGCUUGCAGCCAACUUCCACGCCAUGACCCAAAGGAGAUCCGGAAAAAAAUGGAAGAAAUUGCCUCUCAGAGCUCUGCGUUUGCUUCUUCGGACCCCUUCUGGUACGAAGAAAGUGACUUAUAGAGUACGUCCACUACAUGGCACUGUUUCGAACAAUUCAUUCACAUACACGCUGGAUGAUCAAGCUGAUUAUUUUUUUCAAUUCUCCUAUGCUCCUGCUAGUUACUUCCGGAUAUUCAAAGUGUUCAACAGCUGGAAUUUCCGAUCCCAGUAUUAUCGAUGUAGUCCUCCUUAGUAUCUAGUUUGAUCGUAUAAGCUCUUCCGUUAAUAAUAAAGAACACUAGGCUCGCUCGAAUGAAAAUUGCUAUCAUUUCCUGAGAGAACGUGCCACUGAGAUGGUAGCCACCAGUGCAGCAGAUGAGAAUCAAGAACUGAUACAAGCAACAGAUUUGAUCUGAUGAGGUUGCCGGUUCUUCAAGGUUACGACCAUGGACUCAUGUGCAAUUUCCACCUACAACUGCGUCAAGUUAACGUUCUCACCGAUCUUGUAUCGUCAACACAAA